Acanthosepion pharaonis is the source of this 1785-nucleotide messenger RNA. NCBI's taxonomy places the organism in Eukaryota, Metazoa, Mollusca, Cephalopoda, Sepiida, Sepiidae. The record is from the annotation of a GenBank genome assembly.
AUGAAGUGGAAGGCCCUGUUGUAUAAGCGAGGGCGAUAUUCGCAAUAUUCACCCGACUCUCUCUCUCUCUCUCUCUCUCUCUCUUUCUCUCUUUCUCUCUCUCUCUCUCUAUCCUUAAUUUCGAUUCUGCCUGUAUUUGUCCGUCUGUUUCUUUCUUUCUCAGUAUGUCCAUAUCUAUCUUUGUUCCUAUCUAUCUAUCUAUCUAUCUAUCUAUCUAUCUAUCUCAGUUUGUACAUAUUUAUCUAUCUCAGUAUUGUCAGUCUGUACAUAUCUAUCUAUCUAUCUAUCUAUCUAUCUAUCUAUCUAUCUAUCUAUCUAUCUAUCUAUCUAUGUAUUUCAGUCUGUUCAUAUCUAUCUAUCUAUCUAUUUCAGUCUGUUCAUAUCUAUCUAUCUAUCUAUCUAUCUUAUCUAUCUAUCUAUCUAUCUAUCUAUCUAUCUAUCUGUCUGUCUGUCUGUUUAAGUCUGUACAUAUCUAUCUAUCUAUCUAUCUAUCUAUCUAUCUAUCUAUCUAUCUAUCUAUCUAUCUAUCUCAGUUUGUUCAUAUCUAUCUCAGUUUGUACAUAUCUAUCUAUCUAUCUAUCUAUCUAUCUAUCUAUCUAUCUAUCUAUCUAUCCUCAAUUUGUUCAUAUUUAUCUCAGUUUGUACAUAUCUAUCUAUCUAUCUAUCUAUCUAUCUAUUUCAGUCUGUUCAUAUCUAUCUAUCUAUCUAUCUAUCUAUCUAUCUAUCUAUCUAUCUAUCUAUCUAUCUAUCUAUCUAUCUAUCUCAGUUUGUUCAUAUCUAUCUCAGUUUGUACAUAUCUAUCUAUCUAUCUAUCUCAGUUUGUUCAUAUCUAUCUCAGUUUGUACAUAUCUAUCUAUCUAUCUAUCUAUCUAUCUAUCUAUCUGUCUGUUUAAGUCUGUACAUAUCUAUCUUUCUCGGUUUCUAUCUAUCUAUCUAUCUAUCUAUCUAUCUAUCUAUCUAUCUAUCUAUCUAUCUAUCUAUCUAUGUAUUUCAGUCUGUUCAUAUCUAUCUAUCUAUCUAUCUAUCUAUCUAUCUAUCUAUCUAUCUAUCUAUUUAUCUGUCUGUUUAAGUCUGUACAUAUCUAUCUUUCUCGGUUUAUAUCUAUCUAUCUAUCUAUGUAUUUUACUCGGUCGAUUCACAUCUAGCUCGCUAGCUCAGUGCACUUCUUCUUCUUCUUCUUCUUCUUCUUCUUCUUCUUCUUCUUCUUCUUCGUCGUCGUCGUCGACUUCUUUUUCUUCUUUGUCUUCCCUUUCAUCUUUGACUUCGUCUUCUUUUCCUUCUUUUUCUUCAUCUACUUCGUCAAUUCUUUUAUUCUGUCUCUCUCUUCUUCUUCUUCUUCUUCUUCUUCUUCUUCUUCUUCUUCUUCUUCUUCAUCAUCAUCAUCAUCAUCAUCUCUUUCUUCCUAUUUCCUCCUUUCUACAUUCAAAAUUUUCUUCUUUCAACAUUUCUUUCUUCUCCUUAGUGGCUUUUUUCUUCUUUCUUUAUUUCCUUUUUUCUUUUUACAAAAUGUCCUCCUUUCUUUCAGAACUUCAUUCAUUCUUCUUUCAGAAUUUUCUUCCCUCUUCUUUCAAAAUUUUCCGUCUUUCUUCUUUCAAAAUUUUCUGCUUUCUCCUUUCUAAGUUUCCGUCUUUCUUCUUUCAAAAUUUCUUUCUUCUUUCAAAAUGUCUUUCUUUCCCCCUUCUAAAAUUUUCUUCUUUCACCUUUCUAAAUUUCCUUCAUUCAUUCUUUCUCCUUCUUAAAUUUCUUUCUUUCUCGUUUCUAAAUUUCUUUCUUUCCUCUUUCUAA